This is a messenger RNA of Ostrea edulis (European flat oyster), 1094 nucleotides long. RefSeq lists its product as uncharacterized. The transcript is spliced from 3 exons. The record is from RefSeq and is a predicted model, not a curated record. Bases 463 to 990 code for a protein of 175 amino acids. Lineage: Eukaryota; Metazoa; Mollusca; Bivalvia; Ostreida; Ostreidae.
UAAUAUUAAAAAAAAUAUCCCGCAUCCGGAAAUAAAUUGUCCGUUUUCCGCACAUUUUCGACUCUUACUUUUGGUUUUAUUUUUUAAGUCACGUUUGCGCUUGAAAUUAAGGGCUUUAAAACCGUACGUGUCCACAUCUAAACUACAUUGAAUGUAUCAUAAAUUUACCGCGUGGUUGUCAAAUUGACUGCAUUGCGAGAAUAUUACAGAUUCUUACAAGAAUGCCUGUGCUCGUGGUAAGAAUAAGUGACCAGGAUGGGGCGGAUAUACUUUCAAACACCGCCACGAAUUUUACAGGGGGUACAUUCUCCGAAUUGUUCGAGAAAUGUGUUCAUUCCAAAAACAUCACUUUAUCUACGGAUUCGAUCGUGGAGAUACGACUACGAGAAGACAGACAAGCCCAGUUCAUGCUCGCAGACAAUGCUGAUAUGGAUGUUUCAGAAAUAGCUGCUACACUCGGGUAUGUAUGGACAGGAAACAGGGGAUGAACAUAGACCAAGUGCCCAAGUACGCGAUGAUCCUGCCAGUGUAAAUGAUCGAAUCAACCGGGAGAUAUUCAAGACCCAGAAGGUCCGGGACGUAAUUGUCUGUGGAGAGUGUUCCAAGCCAAGAUGUGUUUACAGUGAUAAAAAGCUAACCCGUGAACAAGAGGAGCUGCUGCUGCGUUUGAAAGAGGAACAUCUGUACACAUGUGGCGACUCAUUAGUUCCAGAAGAUGUAGAAGAUCCAGGCAUGGUUGUUCGAGAGGCAGUGAACUGUUUGACUGAAGUGGAGACAAGUUACUUCUCUACAUCGUUGAAACAUUACUUACCACCAGUGUGUGUUCACUGUGGAAAAGUUGACAAUCUGUUGGAUGACACAGACCCUUAUAUAUCUGCUCUUUAUGAGAAAUAUUCUGUUGUGCGACCUUUGUGUGAAUAUUGUAAAAACACUGGUAAAGAUGCCAGAACUUGGGGGAAAAAGUUUCUCCCCAAGAAGUGUAAAAGAUAGACAAUAAACUUGUGUUUCAGGAUGAUGCAUUUAAACUUUGGGGCAAAAGUGACUUUUUUGCCAAAAAUGACUUUUUUGCAAUAAAAUGUUAUCGCUCGCCUCUA